UGUUGACAGUGUCACGUGAUUAAAUCGCCCGUGUACCUUGAUCCCAUAGUCCCCCAUACGGCCACAGAGCAGCUGUACAUCAGAGUUGUGCAGCGGGUGUAGGAAUUUACAAAUCAUAUGAGAUUCAGGUAACUGCUGGUCGAGGUGAAAAUGGCUGGUUUGGCGUGGUCCCUGUGAAAGUCUGGAGAGUAAAGUUCUAGUUUUUAGGGCUAAAUGUCGACGCAAAGCAAUAGCUCUAGAUCAGCUAUGGCUGACAAAUCGGAAGAAAUAAUUCUGGGCGAGGCAGUGGAGAUACGUUAUGGUAUAUUCGGCAUCAUUCUAUCCAUAUUGUUUUUCCAACUGCUGAACCGAGUGGCUAUGGCUUUGGGCAGCCCGAAAGUACUAGCUCAGCACGACGAAUGGAAGUGGAGAAAUCUAGCAAUUUCCUGGUUUCACGCUCUCAUCUGCGCCACUUGGGAUCUCAGUUGUUUUGUUUUUUUCCCCGAAAUGUUUCAAGAUUUGGUAACAUAUGCAAAUUAUUACAUAUACAGUAUGGUGGCAUUUUCUUCAGGGUAUUUUGUCUAUGAUUUUAUUGACAUGUGGAUCAACAACAAACUCUUAAAAUUGUGGGAGGUCACACUUCAUCAUAUAGCGGUUGCAGGUAUGUUCAUCUACAACAUCUUGGUGCGUACUUCCAUUGCCUACACAUGCGUGGCACUUCUCGCUGAGGUCAAUAGCUUCUUCCUCCAUUCUCGCAAGCUGCUACAGAUGAUGCAAGUGGAUUUUAAUCACUGGUUCUACAAACUGACGGCCUACACCAACUUGGUGACGUUUGUUGUGUUCCGUGGACUUUCCGUCUUCGGUAUUCUGUACGGCAUGUACUUAUAUCGCACCAGAGUUUCCUUGUUUUACUACGUGCCACUUGGGGGUAGCAUGGUUGUCAUGAGUGUCAUGAACCCCAUUUUGUUUUAUCGCCUUUUGAAAAACGACGUCUUACGAAACUCGAACAGCAAAGAGUACUCCAAAGUGAAUCAUGUCAAUAAUGUCAACAACAACAUCAAGCAUGAGAAGGCACUUUAACAUAGUGGCUGUUGGUAAAGGACGGUCUAUUUCAUAAAUUUCUAUGGGGUUUCAAAUGUACACUUAAAUGUGCAGCCUCACCUAAUGUUUUAGUAUAGAGACAUGUAGAUUUAGAUGAGGGUUUUUUUUUUUUCAUUGCCGGAAACAAAUACUUUGUUGUUUGCAUCAGAAUAUCCUCAGAGACUGUAUGUGCCUUGGGAACCAAUGCACGGGUUGAUGAGGCUGGGAGUAAGAGAUCAAGUCUACCCCAUGUUACAUCUUUGUAUUCAUCAGAUAACUAAUGGGGUCAGUCAGUACCAUGUCAGGUGGCGAAAGUUGAUUGCUGGAGUACAAUCUACAUGCUGAUACUGUAGGCAGAAUUGUGACUGGUUACACUCUAUCUUUUUAUCUCAUAGGAAAAAAACAAAGCUAAGAGAAAGUGCUGAUAAUACGGUUUGGUUUGCAUUUUGCAAGGUUGUUGCAUUUAGAGCGGUGGGAACUGUCAAGUAAUGUGUUGAAUCACCUGACUGUAAGUGAUAUCAGAGAUGUACCAGGGACAGGAGCUGACGAAAUGUAAGCUGAUAAAUUUAAAAUAGGUUCGUUGAUAUGACGAACAUGAUCACAAAUUCCUGUUUUCAGCAACAAAAAUUGUUUGUAUACACUACGCUCGAUCAAAUAAGAAAACUAUGAAUUUUAUCAUCCAUUGAUGCAUUGUCUGGGACUGCAGGGGAAGUGGGGUGGGGGGAGUGAGGUCAUAUUUUACGAACAUACUCAUUUAUUGAAGUAAAUUAUUAAGAUCCUGUUUUUUAUGUAUUUAUGUUUAAUAAUGUACACAGUGUACACUGGAUGUAGGACUUAUUGUAAAUCUGAAAUCUGUCAAGUGGUGAAUGUCAAUUUCUUAUAAACUAGUUGUGCUGUUAAAAUGUUCUGAGUGAUACGUGGAAUAUAAAUGGGUCUAGAAAAUCAAAGUAGGAGUUUCACACCUAAAAGAUAUGCAAGAGAACAGUUAUACAAUGAUAGCUCACGUUUCACAAUCCCAACUGUAUAGUGGCUUAUGAUAAAAGUGUUACACAACAUCAGACAGGAAAUUAUACUGUUUUAAUACAAGGCUAUAAAUUAUGAAUCAAGAACAUCUCUCAAUGUAAAACUGGAUAUGUGAAAAACAAACUGGCCAAUAUGUAAUUCUAUUACCCCUCAAAGUUGAAUUCAUGGUUAGUUUAAAAUCCAAACUUGGUGUGUGAAGAGUAAAUGUAACUAAGAACGAGAAAAGAUUUUCAACGUACUGUUGCUGAGUAUGAAUGCUGUAUUUUGCUGACACAACAAAUCAGCCAGCUGUGUCGAUUGCACGUGACAGGGACUUCAUCACUGUGGGACAAACAGAAGAGGUACACGUAGUAUUAUAGUGAAGAGAAGGAGACAGUCACUCAUUUGUGACAGAAAUCGUCCCUUGAUCUGAAAAUA
This is a messenger RNA of Liolophura sinensis, 2499 nucleotides long. RefSeq names its product TLC domain-containing protein 2-like. The coding region runs from base 214 to 1059 and encodes 281 amino acids. Gene Ontology annotation, cellular component: plasma membrane. The record is from RefSeq and is a predicted model, not a curated record. The transcript is spliced from 4 exons. Gene Ontology annotation, biological process: plasma membrane organization; membrane assembly; regulation of membrane lipid distribution. NCBI's taxonomy places the organism in Eukaryota, Metazoa, Mollusca, Polyplacophora, Chitonida, Chitonidae.